CUGGGAGGGUCUAUCUCUUCCCCUGUUCUCUGUUCACUCUCUGCCUGCUUCCUGUCUGCUAGGCUAAGAGUCAGCCUCCUCUGCCUGGCCCCUCUGCCACGAAGCCCUGCCUUGCAGCCAGCUGACUUUGGACCGAGACCUCUACAAACUGUUUGUUGUCGCAAUCAAAGGCUCUACCACUUAUCCCAGAGAAUAAGAUCAAGGGUGGCAAGACCUACCAGACCUGAGGCCUCUCCUUUGCGCUCCCCGGCCUGCCAAAGGUGAAAAACCACAACUCCCACAAGUCUUUGCGGGCCCGGGGCGUGGUAGUUUCGCUGAUUGGUUGUUCUGCAGCUCCAAUCAAGCGAUAAUUGGCCAGCGGAAACCGGAGGCGUGACCCGGCGAGACGGGUGACUUCUGCUCUCAGGUCCAAGUACCCCGGGCGAACUCGAAGCGGGAGCUCCAGGGAAGCAUGGCUCUGUGGUAUCUUUGCGUGUUACUGCUAAAUGUCGCCACUGCCUCCAGGUCUCAGGGCCUGUGGGACAUGGAGCUACGGGAGACAUCGCGAAUCCCUUCUCACUUCUGCAGACGGGAGCGCAUCGCUAUGAUAGAGGCGCUACAAGGUGCCAUCCAGAUUCCAACAGUGUCUUUUAGCCAUGAGGAGUCCAACACCACGGCCCUGGCUGAGUUUGGAGAAUACAUUCAGAGAGUCUUUCCUACAGUGUUCCAAGCCAGCUUUAUCAAGCAUGAAGUUGUAGGAAACUACAGCCACCUAUUCACUGUGCAAGGCUCAGACCCCAGCUUGCAGCCCUACAUGCUGUUGGCUCACUUUGAUGUCGUGCCUGCCCCUGAGGAAGGCUGGGAGGUGCCACCAUUCUCCGGGCUGAAGCGUGAUGGCUUCAUCCAUGGUCGGGGCACGCUGGACAACAAGAACUCCGUCAUGGCGAUCCUGCAGGCCUUGGACCUCCUGCUGUUCAGAAACUACAUCCCACGGAGAUCCUUCUUUGUUGCGCUGGGUCACGAUGAAGAGGUAUCAGGGACAAAUGGGGCUCAGAAAAUCUCGGCACUGCUACAGGCCAGGGGCGUCCAGCUGGCUUUCAUUGUGGAUGAGGGCAGCUUCAUCUUGAAUGGUUUCCUUCCCAGCCUCAAAAAGUCCUUUGCCAUGAUUUCCGUCACAGAGAAGGGUGCAAUGGACCUCAUGCUUCAGGUAAAUAUGACUCCAAGCCACUCUUCAGCUCCUCCGAAGGAGACAAGCAUUGGCAUCCUGUCAGCUGCCAUUAGCCGACUGGAGCAGACCCCAAUGCCAAGCAUGUUUGGAACCGGGCAGUUGAAGACGAUGUUGCAGCAACUGGCAAGCGAGUUUCCCUUCCCUACCAAUAUAGUCUUGAGCAACCUGUGGCUGUUUCGGCCCAUCAUAAACAGGUUCUUGGAGAAAAAUCCCAUAACCAACGCACUGGUCAGGACCACUAUGGCACCCACCAUGUUCCACGCGGGGGUCAAGGUAAAUGUCAUCCCACCGGUGGCCCGGGCCAUAAUCAACUUCCGGAUUCACCCUUCACAGACAGUCCGUGAGGUCCUAGAACUCGCCAAGAACAUUGUGGCUGAUGACCGAGUGCAGUUCCAGGUGCUAAGAGCCUUUGACCCUCUUCCCAUCAGUCCCUCUGAUGACCAGGCCUUGGGCUACCAGCUGCUCCGCCAGACCAUACAGUCCGUCUUCCCGGAAGUCAAUGUUGUUGUCCCAGGAACUUGUAUUGGCAAUACAGACAGCAGACACUACGCAAACCUCACCAAUGGCAUCUAUCUGUUCAAUCCCGUCUCUCUGCAGCCUGAGGACUUCAGCAGCAUUCACGGAGUCAAUGAGAAGAUCUCAAUCCGAGACUACGAGACCCAGGUGAAAUUCAUCUUUGAGUUCAUCCAGAAUGCUGACACGGAAUUGGAGGGGAUGCCAGACCCCCCUCACCUGCAUGAUCUGUGAGGUCGAGGGCCAAGCUGGGUGAGGGUGCCGAACCCCCAAGGGAAAGCCAGUGCCGAUCAUGGUUUUGACCAAAGCCACAUUUUGCUAUAUUGCUGGCCUGCCUAGGUCACCCCUAAGCGCAUCCAAAAGCAAGGCCUGGAGAAAGGGAAGACAGCGGAACUCUGGCUUCUCCCUGCCCUUCCUCCCACUGUCUGCAUCCUUCCACUGACUGGCACUCACUGCCUUCUUGUUCCUCCACUUAGAAAGAUGCCAUCUGUCUUACGCUAAUUAUUCAACUGCGCCACCCUUUGAGCCUGACAACAAAUGCAGUGUUUAAAAAGCUCAACCAGGUUUUUGCUGAUAAAAGUGUUCAUUUAGGGGCUUUAGUGCCCUUUUCAAGGUU
Heterocephalus glaber (naked mole-rat) is the source of this 2336-nucleotide messenger RNA. It is a transcript of the gene Pm20d1, whose product is annotated as peptidase M20 domain containing 1. Lineage: Eukaryota; Metazoa; Chordata; Mammalia; Rodentia; Bathyergidae. Gene Ontology annotation, molecular function: hydrolase activity, acting on carbon-nitrogen (but not peptide) bonds, in linear amides. Gene Ontology annotation, biological process: lipid metabolic process; amino acid metabolic process. The record is from RefSeq and is a predicted model, not a curated record.